UUUUUAUGUCUUAUAUUCCAAAUAUUAAUGUAUUUUCUGUAUAUCGUUUCUGAUAUAAUUGAUGCUAAUUAUAUGUGAUGUAAUGAGCCUUGUUGUGCUUGUGUUAACAUGUUAUUGACCCUGUACACUUUUUGAACUUUUUAUUUUGUAUGUAUUACUGUAUAGAUUGUGUCUUGUUUGUGUCUCUGAAAGCUUAAUAGGUUGAUAUUUAAAUUCAUCCAGAUCUUAACAGUAGCCUUCAUUUUUUUUUUUUUUUGGAAUAAUAAAAUUGCUAACGAGUAAUGUAAAUAUUAACACCAUAAAAUAACUUUUACACAGAAUAGUACAAUUGAUCACGUCUUAUUGGCUUCUAAUCUUCACUAGGUCAUUGCGCGUCAAUGUGUACGGUGUCUCCCAUUGGUUAAGCAUAGAGACAGAGCGACACGCGUCAUAAUCUGAAAACCACGCCCACCGGGGGGAGGAAAACAAUGUUGGGCGUUGCCUAAACGCGCUCUGUCUCUGUUACUUUCAGUUUGUUUGUUUUUUUGUUUUUUGUGGCCACGGAACACUUUAAUGGAUUAGAAUCUACGUUACAAAAACCCUACGUUUUAUUUUUUAGGAAAAGCAGUGAAAAUGCUUCUCCUUAUUUUGCCCUCAUUGCUUUGGUGUUUACGAGACUGUGGUGUGUCUGGUGUUGAUACAGAGAGAUUGUCUGUGAAUGAGGGAGAAUCAAUUACUCUAAAAACUGGUGUUAAAACUAACCAAGAAAAUAUAAGGUGGUAUUUGACAUUGGAGAAUGACAUUCUCAUCGCUGAAACCACUGGAGAUCAGAGUAAGAUCUGCACAGAUCAACAGUGUAAAGAGAGAUUCAGAAACAGACUGCAGCAUCAGACUGGAUCUCUGACCAUCAAAGACACCAGACCCACAGACUCUGGAGUUUAUAAGCUAAAGAUCAACAGCAGCAGAUUCAGCACAAAGAUCUUCAUUGUUAUUGUUCACAGUUUUUUCAACAUUCAUACAGAUGAAGAGUCAGCUUUUGUGUUGAAAGGAGAUUCAGUCACUCUAAACACUGGUGUUGAAACAGACAAACAAGAAAAGAUUAGAUGGUAUUUUAAUGGCAUUCGCAUUGCUGAAAUCACUGGAGAUCUCAGUAAGAUCUGUACAGAUGUUCAGUGUAAUGAAGGUACUGAGAGAUUCAGAGACAGACUGAAGCUGGACAAUCAGACUGGAUCUCUGACCAUCAAAGACAUCAGAAACACAGACUCUGGGGUUUAUCAACUACGGAUCAUCACCAGAAGCACCAUCAAUACAAAGAACUUCAUCAUUGCUGUAUACGAUUUUCCUGUUGUUGAAGUAGAUGGAAUAAAGAGAAAGUCAGUGAAGGAGGGAGGAUCUGUCACUUUAGAUACUUAUGUAAUAAAAAAUUCCAAAUGAUUCAAUGACAUGGUAUUUUAAUGACACUGUCAUCGCUGAAAUCACCAGAGAUCCCAAUAAGAUCUGCACAGUUAAUCAGUGUGAUGAGAGAUUCAGAGACAGACUGAAGCUGGAUCAUCAGACUGGAUCUCUGACCAUCACAAACAUCACAAACACAGAUGAUGGACUCUAUAAACUACAGAUCAUCAUCAGCAGAAUCAGCAUCAUUAGGAGCUUCAGUGUAAAUGUCACAACUGUUCCAGAUUCAAGUGUGUCUUCGAAUGCUAAAGGAGGAAUAUAUGCUGCUGCUGCUGUUGUUGUUCUGCUGGUGGCUGCAGCUCUAACAGCUGGUGUGUUUUACAGUCGCCACAGGAAAUAUACACAAGCAGGCCAAAA
Megalobrama amblycephala (Wuchang bream) is the source of this 1788-nucleotide messenger RNA. RefSeq lists its product as uncharacterized. The transcript has 5 exons. The coding region runs from base 613 to 1413 and encodes 266 amino acids. Lineage: Eukaryota; Metazoa; Chordata; Actinopteri; Cypriniformes; Xenocyprididae. The record is from RefSeq and is a predicted model, not a curated record.